CCAACGAGACAGGCUUUACCCGCCAAAACAAACAAAACAAAGGUUUCGAAUAAAUAACCCCACACACCAUACGACUAAAUAAUAUCUCCAAUACAAAGAAACAAAUGGUGCUCUUGAAACCUUCUGCCUUUUCAAAAUCACCUAAGCUCCCUCCUCCACAGCAAGGCGGCUUCUCCGAGUCUCUGAUCAGUGAUACCGUCGAGGCAACCGAUGCUUUCGUACGCCAAUGGGUUUCCCCACACAUCUACGAUCCUUCUUCCACUUCCUGCAGCCUCUCUUCCCUUUUCUCCGCGGAGAACCGCGGAGAAGGAAGACGCUUUCUCGACGUCCUCGCCAAGUUACAAUACGCUAUCCAGAGCGCCGGUCUGGUGAAUCCGGACUCCGCUAAGCUUGCUCAAGCGCGUGAUCUGAUGCGGACGGCUAUGAAGUAUUUGGAGAAGGAGUUUUACCGGGUUUUGAAAUCUAACCGCCGGUUUUUGGAUUCGGAGUCCAUCUCUAGCUGCUCUUUUGACGAGAAAGUAGAUGCUGACGCUAUCGAGGAUUUGAAGAUGAUAGCUAACUGCAUGAUCUCAUCCGGUUACGAGAAAGAUUGUGUUAAGAUAUAUAAGAAACUCAGAAGAAAGAUCAUCGUCGAGGCCUUGUCCCACCUAGGGUUCGAGAAACUAACCUCGGCGCAGAUGCAGAAACUAGAAUGGGAGAUCCUCGAGAAAAAGAUCAAAGGCUGGGUGAGGCUUGCGACAGUCGCAUUCUCCACGCUGUUUAACGGAGAACGAAUCCUCUGCGAUCGGAUCUUCUCUUCCUCCUCUUCAUCCUCAGUAUCCUUAGCCGAGUCAACCUUCGUCGAGAUUACCCUACAGAGCGCGUUGAAGCUCUUCGUCUUCCCGAUAACAGUCGCGAAAUGCAGGAAAACCGCGGAGAAGAUCUUCCCCACGCUCGACGUUUACCAGACGAUCUUGCACGUCGUUCCCAAAAUCGACCAGAUCUUCAGCUACGAUUCAACCGCCUCCGUGCGAUCGCAGGCGGCUGAAUCUUUAGAAAAGCUAGGCGUAUCGGUGAACGCGAUGAUGGUCGAGUUCCAAUCGUCGAUCACGAAAGAGUCCUCGAAAUGGCCGAUCGCAUGUGGCGGAGUCCAUCAGCUCACGAGGUACGUCAUGAACUUCAUAGUCUUUCUCGCGGAUUACAGCGACUCGCUCACCGCCAUUAUCAAGGACAAGGAGUCCUUGUUGCCGUUACCGGAGGAUUACUAUAAUAGUAACAGCAGCAGCAACGAAGAGAAUCCAGAGAACGCUGGUUCUCCGAUGGCGGCGAGGCUAGCGUGGCUGAUACUCGUCCUGCUCUGCAAAAUCGACGCGAAAUCUCGUCUCUACAGCGACGCGGCGCUCUCGUAUCUCUUCCUCGCCAACAACCUCCAUUACGUGCUCAUCAAGGUACGCACGUCCAACCUCCAGGUCGUUCUGGGAGACGACUGGGUGGCGAAUCACGAGGUUAAGGUGACUCAGUACCUCGAGAAGUACGAGAAAAUGGCGUGGGGAGAUGUGAUCACGUCUCUCCCGGGGGUUUCGACGGCGGCUGCGGAGGCGGAGGAGGCUCUGAGGCGGUUCAACAAGGCGUUUGAAGAGGCUUACAAGAAGCAUAAGAAUUGGGUCGUACCCGACCCGAAAUUGAGAGACGAAAUCAAAGCCUCUAUAGCGAGUAAGCUCAUUGCCGGGUAUACGGGUUUCUAUAAGAAGUAUCCGAUCGGGUCAUCGGAUAUUGUCAGAUUUACACCUGAAGACCUCAAUGGUUAUAUAUCCGACUUAUAUGUUGGUCUGAGAGGAUCCGUGUCCAUAUAG
Molecule: messenger RNA, 1832 nt
Organism: Raphanus sativus (radish)
Lineage: Eukaryota; Viridiplantae; Streptophyta; Magnoliopsida; Brassicales; Brassicaceae
Product: exocyst complex component EXO70H1
Exons: 1
Coding region: 105-1832 (575 amino acids)
Biological process (GO): exocytosis
Cellular component (GO): exocyst
Molecular function (GO): phosphatidylinositol-4,5-bisphosphate binding
Source: RefSeq, a predicted model, not a curated record